Heteronotia binoei (common prickly gecko) is the source of this 1134-nucleotide messenger RNA. RefSeq names its product actin related protein 2/3 complex subunit 5 like (gene ARPC5L). The transcript has 4 exons. Gene Ontology annotation, biological process: regulation of actin filament polymerization; cell migration; Arp2/3 complex-mediated actin nucleation. Gene Ontology annotation, cellular component: actin cytoskeleton; cytoplasm; Arp2/3 protein complex. Gene Ontology annotation, molecular function: actin filament binding. The coding region runs from base 88 to 564 and encodes 158 amino acids. Lineage: Eukaryota; Metazoa; Chordata; Lepidosauria; Squamata; Gekkonidae. The record is from RefSeq and is a predicted model, not a curated record.
GGUGGAGGAGGCGGCGGUAGCAGUAGCAGCAGAGGUGCCUGAGGGGCUGUCGUCUCCUCACGUUUCCUUCUCCCGCCCCGGCCUGUCAUGGCGCGGAACUCGCUCUCCUCGCGCUUCCGCCGCCUGGACAUCGACCAGUUUGACGAGAACCGCUUCGUCGAGGAGCCUGACGGGGCCGAGACCGGCACUGGGGCUGGAGCUUCGGAGACUGACGGAGGGCCCGGGCCGGAGGUGGAGGCGGCGCUGCGGCAAGGCGACAUGCUCCGAGCGUUCCACGUGGCUUUACGGAAUUCACCCGUCAACAAUAAGAAUCCAGCAGCAAAGGAGCGGGCCCAGGAAGUUGUGAUGAAGGUCCUCACCUCUUUUAAAGGCAGCGAGAUAGAGCAGGCAGUAAACUCCUUAGACCGAAAUGGUAUUGAUUUGUUAAUGAAGUACAUUUAUAAAGGAUUUGAAAAGCCAACAGAAAAUAGCAGUGCAAUACUACUCCAGUGGCAUGAAAAGGCAUUAGCAGUAGGUGGACUAGGAUCCAUAGUAAGAGUUCUUACUGCACGAAAAACUGUUUAACAAACUCUGUUCCUUUGAAUUGAGACACCGAGAACUCUCUUGGAGCCAGGAGGCGGCACUGGCUAUGCUGAUACUUUACCCUUCUAGGAUCCGCAAUCUACUGAAAUACUUUGGGAGUCUCCUUCCUCUCUUGGAACAAGUACUUUUAACCAUAGAAGUGGCGGGGGAGGUCCAGUAUAUUAAUGUUUUCUGACUAUCAGAUUCAGGAGCCGGGAGGGGACUACUUGCAAUUUGUGCCGCAAACAGAAAUGGGGGUGGUAUAUACGCGUGUGCCUGUCUGCAGUAUGGUGGCUGCUCUGGCCAAGUGUGUGUGUAUGUAUGUGCUUGGGUGAAUAAGUGAGACUUAAUUUAAACUUACAAAUGUGUGUGGUGGGGGCAGGGGUGGAGCUGAGCUGUCAAGAGAAACAAGAGGUUGGUUUAAGAGUUGAAGGAAGAUUUUCUUAUGCAAGAGGGCUUUUUGUAUAUAUGGAUAAGAAUAGCUGGACUAAAUACAGUUUGUUUCAUGUAAAGUGCCUGCUGCUCUAUCUAGAAGUUCUUGGAUGGUUAGAAUAAAUAAUAUUCCAUGAUGGA